AUGGAUGUGUUCAAAAUCGAGUCACGACUCAGAAUGAGUAUGGAGACAUAUAUGACUGUAGAUUUUUAUAAGCAACCUGCUUUUGAUCAUCCACUAUUGGCAAACCACUCGUUCCAUCCCGAGGUUCAAGAUCCGAAAGAUGGAAAUUGGUGGCUUACAUUUGGGGAUGAAAACAUUGUACAAGGAUUUUGGCCUAAAGAGAUAUUCACUGGAUUGUCAAUGUUAGCAACUAAAGUCUCAUUUGGUGGAGAAGCUUAUGGCCCUGCGGAUCAACCUUUACCACCUAUGGGAAAUGGCUACCUUGGUAUCGCAGACCUUGAAUAUGCUGCUUAUUGUCGUUCAAUUGUAGUGUUGGAUGAAAAUUUGAAGGCAGAUAAUGACCCUCAUGAGAUUGAAACUUAUACAGACGAUUCACAUUAUCGUGUCAUUGAUUGUGGAUGGACUAAUAGAUUUGGACGCAUCAUGUUCUAUGGUGGUACUAUUCCACAAUAA
Messenger RNA from Chenopodium quinoa (quinoa), 492 nucleotides. RefSeq lists its product as uncharacterized. Lineage: Eukaryota; Viridiplantae; Streptophyta; Magnoliopsida; Caryophyllales; Amaranthaceae. The transcript has 3 exons. The coding region runs from base 1 to 492 and encodes 163 amino acids. The record is from RefSeq and is a predicted model, not a curated record.